This is a messenger RNA of Rubroshorea leprosula, 1299 nucleotides long. The record is from the annotation of a GenBank genome assembly. Lineage: Eukaryota; Viridiplantae; Streptophyta; Magnoliopsida; Malvales; Dipterocarpaceae.
AAAGAAUAAUGCAAAAGUAAAGCAUAUUUAGUCCUCUUUUUUUUUGUACAUCAGACAUCUUAACACCAACCGCCAUUUGACAACAAUUUCUCUCCUCUUCUCUCUUCCCACUUCUCUUCAUCCCUCAUUUCAUCCUUUCGAAGGAAAUUGAAUCUGCCAUCUUCUCCAUUACAGCCGCUGGCCGUUUCUUGACCAUAGGAGUGCUUAUGCAAAAGUAGAGUAUUUCUUACCUCUUCUUUCUUGCAGGUCUAACCCAUUCUGGCUGGUUCAGCUCUAUCCACUCUCACGUGAUCUGCACAUGGAUACCCAUCAGCAGCAAAGGAUUAAAGACAAAGUUGUGGAGAAGAAGCAGGAAGAAGGGAAGAUAAAUUCCUCUGCUUCUCCUCCUUCAGCUUCUUCUUCUCCUUCCCAUGAAUUCUCCUUCACAAUGUCUCUCCACUCUUCGACGACUGCGGAUAAAACCAAACCCCCACCGUCGAUUGCAAUCGAUUUGUCUCCAGCGGAUGACAUUUUCUUCCACGGCCACUUGCUUCCUCUGCGCCUCUUUUCGCACCUCCCUGUUUCUCCUCGCUCCUCCACCAAUUCCUUGGGCAGCUUCUCCCUACCAAUCAGUGAUGAAUUAGAUGAUAAAAAACCAGACGAACGCAGCAGCAAUUGUUGCACGAGCAAUAGCAAUGGCGACAUCAAAUCCAGCAUCCCCAAUAAUGAAACAAAGGGGAGAAAAAAACACAAGUCUUUUUCUUUGUUUUGGUUAGGAAAAUGGCAGAAGGGUAAUGAAGAAAGAGACACAGAAGAUGAGGAGAAGCUGGAGAAGAAGAAGAUGAGAUUCAACGUUAGUCACGUGUUGAAGAGGUACGUGAGGAUGGUACGGCCUCUGUUGUUCUUCAGGGGAAGGGGACAGAACCUCCAUCUCCGGCAGCAGCCGUAUUCAUUUUCAGGUAAUUUGAGUGAUCUAAGGAAUACUAAGCAUGAGUUGAGAGGAAGAAGAGGACAAUACUCUGCGCCGGUGUCUAUGAGGACGUCUCCAACGAACAGCGGCCUUCUUGUUGCAACGGCUCCUCUUCCUUCCUCCGCCAGUGACAGCACCAUGGAGGAGUUGCAGGCGGCAAUCCAAGCUGCCAUUGCUCAUUGCAAGAAAUCCAUUGGCGUGGAGGACAAACUAAACAGCUAAGCCUUAUUUUUAAUGUCUUCCUUUUUAUUUUCAUGAGCAUUUGAGCCUCUAAUUAUUUAUUUUCCUAUGUAUAAAAUCGUAUAUAUAGAAUUAUGAAUUUAGUUACAAAAUGAACAUAUCUUUAAUAG